AUGCAGCUGGACGACGAUCACAAGCCGCUCUGGUCUGAUGUGCUCCAAGACCACGGUGUGAUGGCUGCUGCCACGUGGAAUACCAGCAGUGAUGGGCAUUAUUUCAUCCGCCUUGAAGCUCCCAUGAACAACAUAACCACUUCAUUGGGCCACACAGCUGAGCUGUUUUGCCGAGUAUCUGGCAACCCUAUUCCCACUGUACGAUGGCUGAAAAAUGAUGCUCCCGUUGUACAAGAGCCGCGCAGAGUGUCGUAUCGCUCCAUGGUGUACGGAUCGCGACUACGUAUACGGAAUCUGGACACAACGGAUACGGGAUACUUCCAGUGCGUCGCAACAAACGCUCACGGAGUAGUUUCCACGACGGGGGUCCUCUUUGUGAAGUUUGAUCCCCUCCCUACACCUCUGCCAGGACGGCCCACUGAUGAUUUCGAUGAGGAGGGUUUCUGCCAGCCGUACCGGGGGAUCGCCUGUGCUCGCUUUAUCGGCAACCGCAGCAUUUAUGUGGACUCUCUCCAGAUGCAGGGCGAGAUCGAGACGCAGAUCACAGCCGCCUUCACCAUGAUCGGAACCUCCAAUCACUUAUCGGAUCGCUGCUCCCAGUUCGCCAUCCCGUCCCUGUGCCACUUUGCCUUCCCCACCUGUGACCGCAGUUCUGGGGCUGACAAACCACGCGACCUUUGCAAAGACGAGUGUGAGAUCCUGGAGAACGACCUGUGCAAAACAGAGUACAUCAUCGCACGCUCCAACCCCAUCAUCCUGAAGAGGCUCAAACUGCCCAACUGUGACGAGCUGGCGGCGUUCGACAGCCCUGAGGCCGCCAACUGCCUGAGGAUAGGCAUCCCUAUGGCAGAGCCCAUCAACAAAAAUCACAAGUGCUUCAACAGUAGUGGAGCAGAGUACCGUGGCACUGUGAGCAUGACCAAGUCGGGACGCCAGUGUCAGCCUUGGAACUCGCAGUACCCCCACAGCCACACCUUCCUGGCCAUCCGCUACCCAGAGCUCAACGGGGGCCACUCCUACUGCCGUAACCCUGGCAACAAGCAUGAAGCCCCCUGGUGUUUCACCCUGGACGAUCGCGUACGCAUGGAGCUCUGUGAAAUCCCCAUCUGCGAUCACAAGGAGAAGUCCAGCAGUGGCAGCAUGGAGAUCUUGUGGAUCCUGAUUCCCAGUGUGGCCAUCCCUUUAGCCAUUGCCCUGUUGUUUUUCUUCAUCUGUGUGUGUCGCAACAACCAGAAGACCUCCAGACCGCCGCCCCCGCGUCAACCCAAACCAGUGCGUGGCCAAAACGUGGAGAUGUCCAUGCUCACAACCCAGUUCAAGCCAAAGACCAAGACCAAAGAGCUUCCUCUGUCAGCUGUGCGCUUCAUGGAGGAGCUGGGGGACUGCCCCCUGGGAAAGGUGUACAAGGGUCAUCUGUACCUGCCGGGCAUGGACCAAGCCCAACUUGUGGCCAUAAAGACCCUCAAAGACGUGUCUAACGUGCAGCAGUGGGGCGAGUUCCAGAAGGAGGUGUCUGUUCUGACCGAGCUGCAGCACCCUAACGUGGUGUGUCUUCUGGGGGUGGUGACGCAGGAGCAGCCGGUCUGUAUGCUCUUCGAAUUCCUUCCCCGGGGAGACCUCCACGAGUUCCUCAUCAUGCGCUCGCCUCACAGUGAUGUGGGCUGUAGUAGCGACGAGGACGGAACAGUCAAGUCCAGUCUGGAUCAUGGAGACUUCUUACACAUGGCCUCACAGGUGGCUGCUGGGAUGGACUACCUCUCCAGCCAUUCCUUUGUCCACAAAGACCUUGCAGCUCGGAACAUCCUGGUUGGAGAACAGCUUCAUGUGAAAAUAUCAGACCUGGGUCUUUCCAGAGAGAUUUACUCUUCAGACUAUUACCUCAUCCAGCCAAAGACCCUGCUGCCCAUCCGCUGGAUGCCCCCCGAGUCAAUCACCUAUGGCAAGUUUACCUCAGAGUCUGACAUUUGGUCCUUUGGAGUUGUGCUCUGGGAGGUGUUCAGUUAUGGCCUGCAGCCGUACUAUGGAUUCUCUAACCAGGAAGUGAUGGAAAUGGUCAGGAAGAGGCAGCUGCUGCCCUGUCCAGAGGACUGCCCUCCAAGGUUUUACGGUCUGAUGACGGAGUGCUGGCAGGAGGGGCCAGCUCGACGUCCUCGGUUUAAAGACAUCCAUGCUCGCCUCAGAGCCUGGGAGGGUCUGUCCUCUCAUGCUAGCUCCAGCACGCCCUCUGCUGGAGGGGGAAAUGCUACUACACAGACCACGUCUUUGAGUGCCAGCCCUGUGUCAAACCUGAGCAACCCACGGUAUGCUGCAGCUCCACCAGGGGCGUACCUGUACCCCGCUCAGGCUAUGGCUGGCCCAGGGCAGAUGGCUCCUAUGCAGGCCUGGACUCCCAUGGCAGUGGCCCAAACCCACCAGCGCUUCAUCCCUGUGAAUGGAUACCCCAUCCCCCCGGGAUACGCAGCCUUCCCUGCCCACUUUGCUCCCCCUGCUCCGCCCAGAGUCAUCCAGCACCACCUGCCCCCUCCUAAGAGCCGCUCUCCCAGCAGUGCCAGCGGCUCCACCAGUACAGGCCACGUGAGCGGAGUGCCCUCCACCACUGGUUCCAACCACGAUGCUAAUACUCCCCUCCUGUCCCAUUGCAUCAUGCCAGGCAGCGGGGGGCCGCCACAAAUGUACACAAUGUCCCAAAAGAUGGCAGGACAGUUGGAGCACACACAGACAUCUCUGCUGUCCGGAGACUCUGACAUAAUCAUGUACAACGACAAUGUGAUCACAGCAGACCUGUAG
Messenger RNA from Knipowitschia caucasica, 2787 nucleotides. The record is from the annotation of a GenBank genome assembly. Lineage: Eukaryota; Metazoa; Chordata; Actinopteri; Gobiiformes; Gobiidae.